Molecule: messenger RNA, 3335 nt
Organism: Hypoxylon trugodes
Lineage: Eukaryota; Fungi; Ascomycota; Sordariomycetes; Xylariales; Hypoxylaceae
Exons: 1
Coding region: 745-3015 (756 amino acids)
Molecular function (GO): nucleic acid binding; zinc ion binding
Source: RefSeq, a predicted model, not a curated record
CUUAGGUACCUAGGUACUUUAAUCUUAGAAGGGCAAACGGAAGAAAGAAAGAAAGAAAGAAAGAAAAAAAUCUUUGAAGAGCCUCAAUAUCAACAUUUCAUUCACUUCUACAUCAAUCAUAUCACCAUCUCGAUAAAUCAUCAUCGCAUAUGCUGCCCGUGCGGUUACAGCAAUUUAGGACUCCCAACCGAUAACAUAAUCAUAACUAUAAUAACGGGCGCAGAAAAAGGAAAGGACCGUGCACUGAUUUUAUUUUUUCUCUUGCACACAUCAAUUCCUUUCUCAUUAUCGCCCAACCUAUGAAGUCAUCGAAGACGCGUUCUUGAAGUCGCGAUCCAGAAAAAGAAGGCAUUUUCCCUUUGGCAAUCUAAGCAAUCCAUGUCGGAUUAGAAAGAACGAGUUGUAUUUUGAAAAGAAAUAUUUUCUUAAAUACCACUCGCUCUAAAAUUUGAUUGCUACACCGUGUACUCUCCAAGCUCAACGUGCGAGAGCGAGGGUAUCAGCGAAUGAACGGCGUAAGUGGUUAAUACACACUCUUCGCUUCAUACAAUCCGGCAAGUCAAUUUUGACAAAAACACUACCUAUUGCCUUACUAUCGAGUCCUACGAUAGUUCCUAUGUCACAUUCCCCCUUCUCCAGAACUCAUACCACAAUACCCCCAAUCUACAUAUCACCCUUUACUCAUCAUUCAUUCCCACACCGAUCUUCAUCGCUGUGGCUUCGUGGGAAAAUAACUCAAUAGCGAUGGAUGGUGCUACUGAAGUCCCUGCCACUGAUGCCGGCUUAGGCGAACCGGGUACUCCUAGUAGCCUAGCUGGUCAAAAGCGGCCCCGCGACUAUGGUCAGGAAUUGAAGGGCUUGCCUAUGUCUGACGACGAAGGCGAGCAUCAUGACACAGCAUAUCAUGCACCGAAGAAGCAAAAGACGGUGAAUCCCAACGGUGGCAGUGACGAGGAUUUGGAUGACGGCGAGAUAGUAGAGUCGAGUCCUGGUCCUAGUCCUGCUGGCCAAGCCACUGAAGAUCAUAGUACUCAGGCUACUACUACUGAGGUAGCCACACACGAACCUUCCGAGGAUGGUGAGGUCGAUACUAGCAUGUCCGAGGUACAGGAGCCUAGCAAGACGGAUGAAACUCCUUCCGCUGAUAUAUCCAAGAGCCAGCCUGUGCAACAUUUGGGCUGGAAUCAAGGGGUUAGUUUAGGUGCUAGGACCUCAUUUGGAAAGCCGACUGCACAACUCUUUCCAAAUACGUCUACCAAAGCAGAACCAUCUCGCUAUGCUCUGACUAGGGAGCGAGAUGAAUGGGAUGAUAAUGACGAAGGUGACGAUAUCAAAGAUGACGUAAACGACGACGAUGAGGAUGAGGAAAAUUCCCCAUCGCGCCCUAGUCAGGAUAACACAACACAAGUACCCAGCGUAAAGCCAGAUGAUCCGAAUACGAAACCUGAUCCCACAUUCACCGUGGGCGAAUAUACUUGGAAGUUCCCAAACCUGCAUUUCCGAAUGAAAAAGUCUACCGAGAGAUCACCUAGCUAUUGGGAUGAUAGGCUUCCCCAGUGGAUACAGGCAUUUCUCCAGCAGAACGCUUUCAUAUCUGACCGCAUAACCGCCGAAGUUGUCCUCACAGGAUUUCGGGAACAUCUCAUCCGACCAAACGGCCCUCUUCUAAAUGCCACUAGGAAGCGUCGGAAUAUCGGCCGGGACCUCGCCGAGAAGACUCUAGCUAAGACGGAUCUAGAGUCUCUUGUUUUAAAGACUGUGUCUUCGUUCAAGGAACAAAAAGGCACCAAGGGACCAAAGGCUAAACAAUCAAAGAGCAAAAAGGCAGAAGCCAAGCCGACAGAGAGUAUAUUGAAAGAGGACAACACAACUCGGGAGCACGUUGCACCUAUUAACGGAAGUAAACCCGAACACGAGCCUCAAAAAGGUAUCAGGUUGCCAGUUACCUCCAACGGAGCGAUGCGAAUACGAGAGGUACCGGACGGCGAUGAAGAAUUGGAACAACAGCGAAGGUUCUUUCCAGAUGCAGAAGAUCCAUCCAAAUACUGUUUGUAUUGCUCUGGUGUUGGGCACCGUGCUCGUGAUUGUCCAGAGCUCACAUGCCAGUACUGUGGAAGCCAAGAACACUCUCGAUUCGGCUGCCCAUUGAAACAGCGGUGUUCCAAAUGUCGCCAGUUAGGCCACAACGGCAACACUUGUGACGAAAAGCUUGCGCUCGCGGUGGAAGAGCAAGGUGGCUGUGCUUUCUGCGGCGCCGAACACGCGGAAGAUCAAUGCUCCGAAAGAUGGAGGUCAUUUAAGCUGGUCGCCGAGCUUCAUAAAAAGGUGAAAGACAUUCCAAUCUUCUGUUACACCUGCGGUGCUAGUGGUCACUAUGGUCCAGAAUGUGGAUUACCAGAUAGAGGUGGCAAGGUGACUGGUUGGUCCACUUGGUCACAGGCGAAUCGUCUCCGUUAUGUAGACGAAAACAGCCAAGAUAUCGCCGUCGCCUGGGUAGGCGUGGAGCCUUCCCAAUCAAGUCAUACUGAUUUCCACAUUCUCGGAAGGGCAAAGAGGCAGACCCAUACUCAUUUCGUCUCAGACGACGAUUCGGAGGAGGAUCUAGUCCAUGCACCUGUUUCACGGCCUGCGCCCCGUGGCGAGAUAAGGAUAUCGAGUAAUAUCGGAUCCGUCGGGCAAGGAAGCACCAAUACUAGGAAACCCCGUCACAGGAAAAGUCGUCCUCCGACUUCGUCUGGAAUUGUCCAAGGGAACAACUCAUCGUUUCAACCACCCCUUCCGCCUGGUCCUCCUCCGCCCCGUUCAGCUCGGCGUGAGAGGUCUUUAGCACCUCCGCCACCGGCUUCCCUGCCCCCGCGUCCUCAAACCUUCAAUUUCUCUGCUGGAGAUAGCACGGGUGAUAGAUCUGGUCAGGACAGUCAAGGUAGCCGCGGCGGUCGCGGUCGAGGUGGUCGAGGUCGAGGGGGUCAUGGAAGAGGUCGCGGAAACGGAAGGGGCCGUGGAAGAGGUUCGUAGGGGAACCAACCAGCUCCUCCACCAUAUUUAGUCGGCUCAUACAUGCCAGCCGCCUGGCGAGGUUGACUGCCCUCGAUAUUUUAGGCUGGGCCAACAGAGAAUUCCCCAAAUAUCCAAUAAGCCUGGGCACUCUCGAAACCGACCCUCGUAUGUAAAUCGCCGUGUUAUAUGAUUGCGCCCCUCUUGAAGGCGCUUGAGUACCUAUUGAUUGAGCAUUAUUGGCGCUAUGUUACAUCACCUGACACCUUUGCGGGCAGUGUCAACCCGCCAGGGAUUCAUUCAGAUAAACCCCAAUACCAUUUGCAUUUCUCUAUUCCCAU